Messenger RNA from Boleophthalmus pectinirostris (great blue-spotted mudskipper), 1483 nucleotides. It is a transcript of the gene lhfpl2a, whose product is annotated as LHFPL tetraspan subfamily member 2a. NCBI's taxonomy places the organism in Eukaryota, Metazoa, Chordata, Actinopteri, Gobiiformes, Gobiidae. Gene Ontology annotation, cellular component: membrane. The transcript has 2 exons. The record is from RefSeq and is a predicted model, not a curated record. The coding region runs from base 13 to 690 and encodes 225 amino acids.
ACCAUCAUCAUCAUGUGCCAUGUCAUUGUCACCUGCCGCUCCAUGUUGUGGACUCUGCUCAGUAUUGUGGCUGCGUUUGGGGAGCUCAUCGCCUUUAUGAGUACAGACUGGUUAGUGGGAUAUCCACGCACUCCAGACGCAGUCUUUGGCCCCCAUGGGGCUACCACUGCAGGAGAGGCAUACAGGCCCACACUUGGAAUCUACGGCCGCUGUAUCAAACUGCCUCACUUGCAGAGGGGCAUCCUUUGUGGACCAUACGCUGUACACUUUGGGGAGAUAGCCAGCGGGUUCUGGCAAGCUACAUCAAUUUUCCUGGCAGCAGGAAUCCUGCUCUUAUGUUCAGUGGCAUUCAUCUCUGUUUUCACUAUGUGCUUCCAAAGCAUCAUGAAGAAGAGCAUCUUCAAUGUCUGUGGACUUCUGCAAGGGAUAGCAGGAUUGUUUCUCAUCCUUGGGCUCAUGCUGUACCCUGCUGGCUGGGGUUCAGAUAAAGUUCAGCUGUACUGUGGUCCUGAUGCUGCUCCGUACCGGGCUGGGCUCUGCUCCAUGGGCUGGGCCUUCUACACUGCUAUGGGGGGCACUGUGCUCACUUUCGUCUGUGCUGUGUUCUCUGCACAAGCAGAGAUUGCCACAUCCAGCGAUAAAGUCCAGGAGGAGAUUGAGGAGGGCAAGAGCCUCAUCUGCCUCCUCUAGGCACUUUGAUACAACAUUUGCCCUUGUGCUUUGUUCCCAUAAGGCCACUGUGUUGUUUACCACUAAGACUGAUUCUAUGUGUGGGAAAAUACUUCCAAUUAUAUUUUCCAUUGUCUUUCUGCCACUAGAGGUGAAGCAUUCUUCUGCCCACCUUGUCUUUUGUCAUGCUCUGUAAACAUGUGUAAUUAUAUAUUUGUACAUAAUUAUGAUGCAGAAUGCUGAUCAGCGUCAUCCAGGCUGGGCUGAUUCUGUCACUCUUGCCUUAAACACUGGUGUUUUUCAUUUGUCACCAGACCAUACGACCAGCAAACCUGGAUCUUUUCUCAUGUGCCAAGUGUGUGAGUAAUAACAAGGGAACCACUACUAGUCUCAGUUACUCAAUGGCCUAGUCUAGAGUGGAGGUCCUUAAAGCUAAGAGAAUGUACUGUCCUUUGAAUGAUUGCAGAUUUUUUAUUGCAUUAUUAAAAAAUCAUAUGGACUGCAGAAGUGCAAACAAAGCCAGCUCUAUGAUGCAUUUUGUUUGUUCUUUUAUUUUAUUAAUGAAGUGAUCUUAAAUCUAUAACUGAGGCUAAAAGAUCUGAAUAAAGUCUGUAUGUCUGGGCCUUUACAGAUAUCCUUGUAUUUGUGCCCAAAUAUAUGAACUUAACGAUGAGGAAGAAGAUGGUUUCUUAAGUAUUGCUGUUAUUAUCAAAUGUCUGAUUUCAGGGAGAGCUGUCCAACCAGCAAACUGGAGUUUGUCUAGUCAUAGUGUUUUGUCCAUUCCAGUUUGUUUCUGCCAAACAAAUAAAGAGAA